AAAUUACUUGACAAUGAAGUAUAUAAGCCUACUGCUAUUUUAUGCUAUUUGCUAUCAUACCGUGAUCGCAGCACAUCUAAACGAAAGUGAUUAUACUCAGUUUUCUCAGUUUCUUUCAGCUAUGCUUGCUCGAGAAUCACCUUCAUCUGUUUUCCCCGCUAUAUCACAUCCAUACCCACCUAUUUAUGCGGAUACUAGCUUCAAAAAGCCUGUUCCAACAAACUCUUGGAUUAGCAACUUAUUUUAUCCUAGCACGGGCAACCUUGCUCCUACAACACCAGAUCCUUAUAUAUUAAGGCUUUUAGAUGACUUUGGAGGAAAUCCUGGAUUGUCUAUAUCUCAGCCUUCACAAAAGGUCAUUGGUUCCUACAGUUCUAUGAAUAAUGUACCAGAAACACCUGCAGGAUACAUUGUCAACGGUGUUGUUGUAGAUUUUCGAGUAACCUCAGCUGAAUGGAAGGAUCAGAGACCAGAACCUCUGAUUACCAACUGGGACCUGUUUGGAACCAACAUCAGAUUACAGAGUAAAUCGGGAAGUAUCGAUUUCCCGGUCGCUAGAGGAAUGUCAUAUGUUACCGCAUUAUAUAAUGAUUUGACUCCCCAGUUCUUUACACAGCACGCUAUUCUUCAAGUGAGCUCUGAUAUGUUUCAGUCAAACGACACAUAUACUGGAAGGAAGUUUAAAUUAUCGUUCAAUGAUAAUCCUACUAGUACCUUUAUCAUUUACGCCUUGGGUAAAGAGCCAUUGACCUUGCAGAAGAUUGGCAAUAAUAACUUGGUAGCGGCCAACAAGUACAAUGGUCCCAUACAAGUAACAAAGCUUCCCAGUAAAGAGAGCGAAAUUGUGUUAGAUUUCAAUAGAGGAACAUGGGCAACUGGAGGUGAUAUUAAGCUUGAUCUAAACAGAAAUUCCUACACGAUCGAAUGGAAACAAGGAGGAAAUCGUUCCAAAAAUUUGUUAAUGUACGCCUACCCUCACCAUAUGAAGUCGUUUAUCAGAGAUGGUAGUUUGAAAAAAACCAACCUUAAGCUUCAGUCAUCUACAAAAGGAAUAAUGCAAGCUGUUGUUGGAAACGUUUGGACCCUGCUUGAAAAGAAUGUGAGCAGCAUUGACUGGCUUCCGUCUAACCCAACUCCUGAAGCGUCUACGCGAAAUGAGAUUAUGGAAAACUUAGUAUCUGAUGUUCGUUUAAACUACACGGAAGAAACGCUCAAGGGUGACAACUAUUUUUCUGGAAAAGGUUUGCAAAAGUUGGCCAUACUCUCUUUACUCUUAAAUAAGCCAAAUCAGACCGCUUUAAAAAAUCAAGAGCUUGCUGAAGAGUCACUAAACAAAAUCAAAGCUGCAUUCUUGCCUUACCUAGAAAAUCGACAGAUGGAUCCUUUUAGAUAUGAUGCGCUCUAUAAGGGUGUUGUGUCCUUGAAUGGACUGCCAACAGAAUUAGGCGGUACAGGCAAUCGUGAUGCUGCGUUUGGACAUUCAUAUUAUAAUGAUCAUCAUUAUCAUCAAGGAUAUCUUAUAGUAACAGCUGCCAUUAUUCACUAUCUUGAUCCUGUAUGGAACACCAAUCAAAUUAGAAAAUGGACCGAGGCUCUCAUUCAGGACGUCAACUGUCAAGCUAGUGAUAAUGCAGAUUUUGCUCAGUUCCGUAACUGGGAUUGGUUUGCAGGGCACAGUUGGGCUGGAGGCAUAAAGGUGAAUGGAGCACUGGAUGGUCGAGACCAAGAGUCUGUGCCUGAGUCUGUCAACUUUUACUGGGGAGUGAAGCUCUGGGGCCUGGCUACAAAGAAUACAGAUUUGGUAAAACUUGCAAACCUUCAGUUGGCUGUUAUGAAGAGAGCGACCUAUGAGUACUUUUGGAUGUUGGAUAGUAACGAGAAUAGGCCGCCAGCCAUGGUAAAGAACAAGGUUGCUGGCAUCUUUUUUGAGCAAAAGAUAGACUAUACUACUUAUUUCGGAAGAUUCAUUGAAUACAUUCAUGGCAUUCAACAACUACCGAUGACACCUAUAUUAGCAGAAUAUAUGAGAACGCCUCAAUUUGUGGCUGAAGAAUGGGACCAAAAGUUAAAAGAUGUUGCGCCUACUGUGGAUAACCCAUGGUCAGGGGUCCUCUAUUUGAAUUAUGCAAUGAUCAAUCCAGCUGAUGCUUAUCCUUUAUUAAGAACUGCUCAAAUGGAUGAUGGACAAACUCGAUCGUACUCGUUGUAUCUUGCAGCAACACGACCCAGCUUCUAUAGACGAUGUAAUAACUAUAAAAUUCUAUGAAAAAACUAAACUAAAUUCUUUUCUAUAUAGCAUUUUCACGUUUCCUGAAAGAAAAGAUGAAAAGUAUGCUGUCAUCAAGCGUGCGAUGAAGAGUGUAAAGCUUAAAUUAUCAUUAGAAUUAACUUAUAUGGAAUAAAAUUAAGGGUUGGAACAAUCCAUGACAAAAUGCAC
Rhizopus microsporus ATCC 52813 is the source of this 2437-nucleotide messenger RNA. Its product is annotated as glycoside hydrolase. Bases 14 to 2266 code for a protein of 750 amino acids. The record is from RefSeq and is a predicted model, not a curated record. The transcript has 7 exons. Gene Ontology annotation, molecular function: endo-1,3(4)-beta-glucanase activity. Lineage: Eukaryota; Fungi; Mucoromycota; Mucoromycetes; Mucorales; Rhizopodaceae.